Messenger RNA from Fusarium oxysporum Fo47, 1790 nucleotides. RefSeq names its product GDP dissociation inhibitor. Gene Ontology annotation, molecular function: Rab GDP-dissociation inhibitor activity. The coding region runs from base 195 to 1589 and encodes 464 amino acids. Gene Ontology annotation, biological process: protein transport; vesicle-mediated transport; small GTPase-mediated signal transduction. The transcript has 8 exons. Lineage: Eukaryota; Fungi; Ascomycota; Sordariomycetes; Hypocreales; Nectriaceae. The record is from RefSeq and is a predicted model, not a curated record. Gene Ontology annotation, cellular component: cytoplasm.
GUAAAAGGUAAAUGGGACUGACCCCGCCACUAAGCAACCGCCAACCGUACAGCACCGCACCUCCCCUCAAGCUUCUCGGCCCUCCUCGCUUCGCUUCCAUUUUAUCCUAUUCCGCCUCUUUCUCUUCAUACUCCCUAUCUCUCUAUCAUUCUACCUAAAGGUUCAUCGAAUAUCAACACCAGAGAAUAGCCAUCAUGGAUGAGAUUGCUCCUGAAUACGACGUCAUCGUGCUGGGCACUGGAUUGACCGAGUGUAUUCUUUCUGGUGUUCUGAGUGUCAAGGGCAAGAAGGUCCUCCACAUCGACCGCAAUGAUCACUAUGGCGGUGAGGCAGCUUCCGUGAACCUCGAGACUCUCUUCAAGAAGUACGGAAACUUCCGCGAAGGCGAGGAGCCCUGGAAGCAAUAUGGUCGCCUCAACGACUGGAACAUCGACCUUGUCCCCAAGUUCCUCAUGUCCUCCGGCGAAUUGACCAACAUUCUCGUCUCUACCGAUGUCACACGAUAUCUCGAGUUCAAGCAAGUCGCUGGCAGCUACGUCCAGCAGGGUGCCUCCAACAAGGCUACCGUCGCCAAGGUGCCCUCUGAUGCCGCCGAGGCUCUGCGAUCUCCCCUCAUGGGUAUCUUCGAGAAGCGACGCAUGAAGUCCUUCAUUGAGUGGGUUGGCACUUUCGACCCCAAGGACCCCGCGACACACAAAGGCCUGGACAUCAACAAGUGCACCAUGAAGGAUGUCUAUGACAAGUUCGGCCUCGAGGCCACCACAAAGGACUUCAUUGGUCACGCCAUGGCUCUCUACCUCACCGACGACUACAUCACCACCCCCGGCCAGGCUCCCGAGGCCAUCCAGCGAAUCCGCCUGUACGGUAACUCUGUUGCUCGAUACGGAAAGUCUCCUUACAUCUACCCUCUCUACGGUCUUGGCGAGCUUCCCCAGGGUUUCGCCCGUCUGUCUGCCAUCUACGGCGGUACUUACAUGCUCAACACCAACAUCGACGAGAUCCAGUAUGAGGGCGACAAGGCUGUGGGCAUCGAGGCGACCAUGACUGGUGUUGAGGAGAUGAAGUUCAAGACCAAGGCCAAGAUGAUUCUCGGUGACCCUUCCUACUUCCCCAACAAGGCCAAGGUUGUCGGCCACGUCCUCCGAGCUAUUUGCAUUCUGAAGCACCCUCUCGCUGGUACCAACGACGCCGAUUCCGCCCAGCUCAUCAUUCCCCAGUCUCAAGUUGGCCGAAAGAACGACAUCUACAUUGCUUGCGUUUCUUCUGCUCACAACGUCUGCCCCAAGGGCUACUGGAUCGCUAUUGUCUCGACUAUUGCCGAGACAUCAGCUAACCACCACGUCGAGCUCCAAGCUGGUCUCGACCGCCUUGGCAAGAUUGAGGAGCAGUUCAUGGGUCCCCCUAUUCCCAUCUACGAGCCUCUUGAGGAUGGUACCAAGGACAACAUCUUCAUCUCCAAGAGCUACGAUGCCACCAGCCACUUCGAGACUACCACCGACGACGUCAAGGACAUCUACCGCCGCGCCACCGGCGAGGAGCUCAAGGUUGAGGGUUUGAGGGAAGGUAUCCAGGUUGCCGAGGAGCAGUAAAGAAUCUCAGCGACCUUCCUAGCAAAUAGGAUAAAAGAGUAACAAGGCCACACCACUGUAACAGAGCCGGCAGGGUAGGAGGAUUGUUUUGCUUUUUCAGAAGAUUGGCCGAUACCGAUGGUGCGUCUUGGGCACAAUCUCAUUAUACCUCUUUCGAUAGCAUCUCACACGACAACUCAAAUGAAUAUUGUUGAACUGUAU